AUGCAGCAGAGGUGUCUAAUUACUCGGACCCUCCGACGCUAAUCGGGGGUGAUGAACCAGGUGAGCUUCAACGUCCAGACACGUCGAUAUCGAGACAAACUGACCCAAUCUGGAAGUCUUGCUUAUAACCACGACUGUGAUAUUAAAUCCGUGGAACAAAGCCUGUAUCCCUUCGCCUGAUAACGGUGAUGACAAUCACAGCCGAUAGCUUUUCGUUCAGUCAUCGCUCACGUGGGAAAAUCGAAGCUGAUGUGACAUGCGCAGAAGGUGUGUCGUCUGCUACAGGAGCCGCUUGCGCGUGGAAAGCGAGAUCAACAACGCUUAUCGAAGCCGGAGGCUGUCAGUUGGAGCUUACCUGGAGCCACCUGGAGCCAUCUGGAGCCAUGAACAACGGUCUGAAUUUGGCCUCUUGGAUGUUCAAGGACUAAGGCUUCAGUUUUGAGACGGGCAAUUUCGGCCACUCGGGAGCAUGGCAGACUGUUUGUCGGAGACGAGUACCCAUAAUGCAAUAGAGUUCUCCCGAAAUUCCACUCUGGUUGUGUACCGCUGUCGAUAUCAGUUCUACCUCGCUUCCGGGGACCUAGUGCGCAUGUGCAGGAAUGGAACAUGGACAGGAUCGGAGCCAUCGUGUCUUGUAGACAGCGUCCUGCCCAAACAGCUGCUUGUCCUUCUGAUCGUCGGGGUCACUGUGACCUUGUUCGCACUUUGCAUUCCACUGGACUUCUAUCGGUUCCGGAAACGGAAACGGGAAUGCCGGGAAAAACAACAGCGGAUUAAUAUGAUGGUUCGAAUCCAGCCCUUCCAUGCUAAAAUGAUGGGAGCCCAGGCCUCAAGCACCGAUGAAGAAGAUCCCCCACCCAGUCGGAGUUUUGGUCUAGGAUCUCUACUAGCUUUCUUCAGACUUGUCAGAAACAAGAGGAACCGAACAAAAAAAACGACUCCGUCUGAAACACCAACGGAAGAAGAGGUAAAAAUGAACACCCCUUCUUCAACCAACAGCCAGCCUGUUUUAAAACGUAAAGAGGAAUCUCCGGUUUUAAAGCCGCCAUUGCAACCUAUCCUAGAAACAAAUCAGAAGAAAAAGACUUCUCAUGACGCUUCAAGCACGAGCACUGAUCGCUUUGGGAACGAACUUCCAACCUUCCCAAGGGCAAAAUCUCUUGGAAGUGGAGUAGGGAAGGCUGUUUCUAAACCAGUCACGCCAAGGUCGGCUACUUUCACAGAUUCACGGAGUUUUUUGACAGAACAAAAAAAGAACCAUGUGUCAGGUAAGGGAAAUAACUCUUCAAAGGGAGAUAACUCUUGUCAAGCAGCCGAGAGCGUGGAUGAGAGGGGUGAUGACAUUGUUGGUGUUGAAAGGUCGAACACCAGACACCCCGCUACCAGGCCGUCCAAGAGCCUCGUUUUCAAUAACAGAUAUACUGUAACGACACGUGACUCAGACAGCGCCAUCUCCCCAUGUAAGCCUCUUCCGUCUGUCGGUUCAAGUCCCAGUCAUGCGCCGUUAUGUGCAGUCAACAUGGGAUUUUAGUUGACGUUUUUUUAAAUUAAAAUUCCGAAUGUCGAACCAAUUGUACCAGUAUUUAAACAUAUGUGUAAAAAACGAGUGUCAACCUUUUCGACAAAGGUAUUUUGGAGCAAUGUCGUGUUCAUUAAUAUUUUUAGUGAUAUUGAUCCACCCAAUCUUGAACCGUAGGUCGUAAUAGCAAUUGUGAGAAAAAUGUUUUAGUGGGUAGUAUAUUGGCCUAUGAACUGAGUGGUCAGUAAGGCAUUCAUUCGUGACUCAAAUGUGGUAUUAGUUUCUGGCGCAGGUAAACCAUGUUGUAAGCACCGUGUCGACUUUCAGGCACUGAACAAGCACCCGACAGUGUGUUCACGAAGACAUUCCUGGUGUCAAAGGAGCAAAAAGUGUGAUGACAAGAUAUGUCGGACCGAUAUGUCUACUACCAUAAUACGCCGACCUUCUUAUGGUCAAUUAUUGCGAAACUAAUUUCCUAGGUCAAAAUAAGUUCCUAUUGAUAGAAUGAGUAUAGUUAUAUGCCGCUUUUAUCAAUGUUUCAGACAUAUCAAGACGAGGGACAAACGUUGUACCCAUUUGGGGAAUCGAACCUUGUCUUCGAGUAACGGGCGAACGUUUAACAUGAUGCCAGCAUCGCUCCCAUCGCGUAGGCCUAUGUGUUGAACAACAAAACCUUUAUUCAUGCCAAACAUUUUGCCAAAGAAAUGACUACAGUAUA
This is a messenger RNA of Haliotis rufescens (red abalone), 2237 nucleotides long. RefSeq names its product serine/threonine-protein kinase dst1-like. The transcript has 3 exons. Bases 470 to 1531 code for a protein of 353 amino acids. NCBI's taxonomy places the organism in Eukaryota, Metazoa, Mollusca, Gastropoda, Lepetellida, Haliotidae. The record is from RefSeq and is a predicted model, not a curated record.